AGAAUAGGACUGGGGUCCGAGACAUUCCUGCCCGAGACAGGUCUCAGAGAAGAGCGCUGUAGGGUGGAGGCCCCUAGUACUUACUGAGGUGCCAAGAAGCGCCAUCUGGCUCUGCCCAGCCUGUACUCUCCCCUGGGCCAUCCUGGUUCCUAUAGGAGAGUCACGGAGUUGCUGAGACGUGGGCAGGCUGGACUCACGUCAGUGCUUGUGCCUACAGAGAGGUGAGGUUGGUCUUCUAUUUGGGGGAGAACCAAUUUUGCGUUGUAGGAUUCAAUUUUGCAUUUCCUGGCUCUGCCAACCAAACAGCGAUUUGUGAUUUAUUUUCCUAGAAUCCCAUUCAUAAAUGCAGCUACCCCUAGGGCACGUUAUCCCCCUGUGGCUGAGAACCCUUUUCAGCCCCCAGAGCCAUGAAGGGCCAUUUGUCCACGUCUGACUCUCAGUCAGGACUGCUUCUCUCCCCUGCACCUCGCCGACAACUCCACAGUCUGAAGAUACUGCCAUGUGGCCAGAGGCAGGAAAGCCAAGUAGUGAGUGACACACACUGGCUCUGAGCCCCCACUCUGGUCCUCACUGUCGACGUGGCCCAAGCACUCCAGGUGUCAUGUGGUGUCAUGGCUGCUGCCGGGGGAAGAGGGAUGCGCCGCAGGCCACAGGCUUUUACUCCCUAAACCCAAACCCACGGGAAGCACUUGGAAUGGUCCCCCGGCCACUCACAGCCAAGUGUACGGAGAAACCCACACUCCUCGGUCUGCAGAGGAAGCCAGCAUGGACAACACAACUGCCACGAGCUACUAUGACCCGACCACAGAGUAUGACUACGGGGACACAAGCCCAUGCCAGAAGCAAGAGGUGAGGGCCUUCGGGGCCCAGCUGCUGCCCCCCUUGUAUUCACUGGUAUUCAUCAUCGGCCUGGUGGGCAACAUCCUCGUGGUCCUGGUCCUCAUGCAGAACAAGAGGCUCAAAAGCAUGACCAGCAUCUACCUCCUCAACCUGGCCGUGUCAGACCUGCUCUUCCUCUUCACGCUGCCCUUCUGGAUCGACUACAACCUGAAGGAUAACUGGGCGUUCGGCAACGCCACCUGCAAGUUCCUCUCGGGCCUCUACUACAUGGGCUUGUACAGCGAGAUCUUCUUCAUCAUCCUGCUGACCGUGGACAGGUACCUGGCCAUCGUCCACGCCGUGUUCGCCCUGCGGGCCCGGACUGUCCCCUUCGGCAUCAUCAGCAGCGCAUUCACCUGGCUCCUGGCCGUGCUGGCUUCCAUCCCAGGCCUGUAUUUUUCCAAGACCCAGUGGGAGUUUUCUCAUUAUACCUGCAGUCUCCACUACCCCUAUGAAAGUCUCCGCCAGUGGAAACAGUUCCAGGCCCUGAAGCUGAAUCUCCUGGGGCUAGUGAUGCCCCUGCUGGUCAUGACGGUCUGCUACGCAGGCAUCAUCAAGGUCCUGCUGAAGCGGCCCAACGAGAAGAAGGCCAAAGCCGUCCGUCUGAUUUUUGUCAUCAUGGUCAUCUUCUUUCUUUUCUGGACGCCCUACAAUCUGGCUGUGCUCGUUUCCGCCUUCCAGGACUCCUUCUUCACCGACGAGUGUGAGCAGAGCAAGCAGCUGGACCUGGCUAUUCAGGUCACGGAGGUGAUCGCCUACACGCACUGCUGCGUCAACCCCAUCGUCUACGUCUUUGUGGGCGAGAGGUUCCGCAAGUACCUGCGCCAGCUGUUCCACCGGCAUGUGCCCCUGCCUCUGGCCAAGUGGGUCCCCUUCCUCUCCGCCGAGAGGUUGGAGAGGACCAGCUCCCUGUCUCCCUCCACAGGGGAGCACGAACUCUCUGCUGGGUUCUGACUAGGACCACUGGGUUCUGAGUCCAGAAGCCAGCAAGAGUGGCCUGCUGGAACCAGGCUGCAGGAGGGUUUGCUGGAAGGGUAGCUCUCCCUCCCGCCAGCUCCUGACACCCAAGGAGGGAGCUCGGGUUUAUGAGGGGGACUUGGGGUAGACGGAAUUGCUCUGGGCCUCGAAUCUUCUCCCCAAACUUCUCAAAUAAACAAGGCUCCCAUAUGUUGGAACAACACGGUCCAAGGAAGGGCUUGUACCCACAGGGGAUUCCAUCAACAUUUGCAAACAAAACCUCUGUGACAUCCACACAUAGCCCCACCCCACCACCAGCGAAGCUGGAAGUCAUGAUUCCCGCCCGACACUGAACUUGAACCCGGAGCCAGUGAGGAAGCAGCUACCACCCCGCCCACCUUCCCCUCAACCCCCACCCCCACUGCUGGGUUAAGACUUGUGUAACCUCCUAGAACAAGAGAACUUGAGCACUGGUGGCAGAGCUUGAAGGGAGAACUUGAGGACUAAUAGGAAGUCAGGGUGGGGAACUGUUUUGGACAGUGGAACUAAAAAAAAAAAAAAAAGUUUGUAUUUUCACUAAAAUAAAUCCUUUCAGACUG
Erinaceus europaeus (western European hedgehog) is the source of this 2435-nucleotide messenger RNA. RefSeq names its product C-C chemokine receptor type 1. Bases 766 to 1833 code for a protein of 355 amino acids. The transcript has 2 exons. The record is from RefSeq and is a predicted model, not a curated record. Lineage: Eukaryota; Metazoa; Chordata; Mammalia; Eulipotyphla; Erinaceidae. Gene Ontology annotation, cellular component: membrane; cytoplasm. Gene Ontology annotation, biological process: inflammatory response; G protein-coupled receptor signaling pathway; chemotaxis. Gene Ontology annotation, molecular function: chemokine (C-C motif) ligand 5 binding; chemokine (C-C motif) ligand 7 binding; C-C chemokine receptor activity.